This is a messenger RNA of Thrips palmi, 2484 nucleotides long. Its product is annotated as dynein intermediate chain 2, ciliary. The transcript is spliced from 12 exons. Gene Ontology annotation, molecular function: dynein heavy chain binding; dynein light chain binding. Lineage: Eukaryota; Metazoa; Arthropoda; Insecta; Thysanoptera; Thripidae. The record is from RefSeq and is a predicted model, not a curated record. Gene Ontology annotation, cellular component: outer dynein arm. Bases 84 to 2468 code for a protein of 794 amino acids. Gene Ontology annotation, biological process: outer dynein arm assembly; cilium movement.
GCCCGCCAGGGCGCAAAUCGCCAUCGUGGUUAUGCUGCUUUGCACAUAAGUGCCGCGCCGUCGUGCCGCAUCCAGCAACGGCAAUGCCGCGCUCCAAGCCGGUCUUACGGCCGGGGACCUCGGUCCUGAAGAACAAGGCCAGCGGCGUGAAGCUGCAUGGCACUCAGGGCGGCGAGGGGUCCCGCGUGGACCUCGAGGACGCGGAGAACUGGGGGCGAGCGAGGACCCUGAUCAAGCCCGACGACCAGCUGGAGCUCAGCGAGGCGGAACUCAAGGAGGAGAUCGCCCGCGUGCUGACCAUCCGGACGCCGCAGCUGUCCGAGGGGCUGGUCAUCUGGUCGCACAAGGAUGCCGCGUUCGUGCAGCGCGCCGUGCCCGCGGCCGGCGUCCUGGUGCUGGACAUGCCGUCCACGUGCCUGCACAUCGACAGUGCCGAGGCGCGCGAGCAGGCCGCCUACCUGGGCAGCGCGGGCCGCAUCACGCUGGCCGAGACCAUGACCGUCACCAAGGCGGUGCCCAAGGCCGUCAAGAAGGAGAGCCGCAAGGGCGGCGCCGAGGACGAGGAGGAGGACGAGGAGGGCGACGGCGAGGGCGAUGGGGACGGCGACGGCGAAGGCGAGGGCGAGGGCAAGGAGCACGCCGGCAGCUUGAGUGACGGCGCCGGCGACGCUCCUGUUCAAGGGUCCGAGACGAACCUCCAGAAGGACGAGGCGGGGGACGGGCAGGCCAAAGCCGACGCCAGCACCGAGGCCAUCGAGGGGGCGGGGGAGGGCGACGAGGCCGGCGUCGAGGCCGGCGAGGGCGACGAGGCCUCCACGGCGGACGGCGAGGACGGCGCCGAGGACGGUGACGCCGCGGCCGAGGCUCUGCCCAGCCGGCCCGUCAAGAAGGUCGCCAACCAGUUCAACUUCUGCGACCGCGCCGCGCUCACCUACAACAACCCCUACAGGACGCUGAGCACGCAGACGGAGCCGCCGCCGAGAGACACGUUCUCCGAGCAGGUCAUGCAGUGGAUCAUCUACGACGCGUACGCCAAGGACUGGGAGGACAAGCAGGCCGGCAAGGAGAAGGAAGUCAAGGCGGUGCCGAAGCAGUUCGGGCGGCAGGCCGAGCGCAAGCUGGACGAGCGCACCAACCCCAACUCGUCGCUGAACCGCUCCAUCCGCGCGGCCAAGACCAUCGAGCGCAUGCUCAACCAGAACACGUCCGACGACAUCGCCAAGGACUGCCGCUACUACGAGGACGGCUCCGAUGAGUUCCGCGAGGGCGCGGGCACGCUGCUGCCGCUCUGGAAGUUCUUCUACGAGCCCACCAAGAAGUUCCACGUGACCAACAUCUGCUGGAACCCGCGCUACCAUGACAUGUUCGCCGUCACCAUGGGCUACCUGGAGUUCAUGAAGCAGUCCCCGACCGGCGCCGUGUGCGUGUUCACCAUGAAGAACCCGUCGUACCCCGAGUACGUGCUGCACACCACGUCCUCCGUGAUGACGGCCGAGUUCCACCACGAGCAGGUGAACCUGCUGGCCGUGGGGCUGUACGACGGCAGCGUGGCCGUGUACGACCUGCAGCUGUCCUCCACGCAGCAGGAGCCCGUCUUCAGGUCCGACUCGGUGCACAACAAGCACUGCGACAUGGUGUGGCAGGUGACGUGGGGCCAGGACACCCCCGACGGCGAGCUCAACCUGUACUCCGUGUCCAACGACGGCCAGGUGUUCAACUGGGUGCUGACGUCCAGCACGCUGCACCAGACCACCGUCAUCUCCCUGGUCCUGGAGCGGAGCGCGCCCGUCGCCGGCCCGGACGGGACCACCCUCACCAUCACCGGCUGCGGCACGGCGAUCGCGUUCCACCCCACCAACCCCAAAGUGUUCCUGGUGGGCACGGAGGAGGGGCAGGUGUUCAAGUGCAGCACGGAGUACACGUCCAUGUACCUGCUGUCGUACGGCGCGCACCACAUGCCCGUGCACCGCAUCCACUUCAACUACUACCUGCCUGACAUCUUCAUCACCUGCUCGGCCGACUGGCGCAUCAAGAUCUGGGAAGACGGUCGCACGGAGCCGCUGUUCGUGUUCGACCUGCACUGCUCGGUGGGGGACGUGCAGUGGGCGCCGUACUCGUCCACCGUGUUCGCGGCCGUGACCCUGGACGGCAAGGCGCACGUCUACGACCUCAACGUGAGCCGCUACCAGCCCAUCUGCGUGCAGAACAUUGUGUCCCGGAAGAAGAACCGGCUCACGCGCCUCGCCUUCAACAAGAAGCACCCGAUCAUCGUGGUCGGCGACGAACGGGGGACGGUGACAUCGCUGAAGCUGUCGCCGAACCUGCGCGUCAAGCCCAAGGCCACGAAGAAGCAGGCGCACCUGACGCCGCACGAGCUGGAGGUGCUCAAGAUGGACAAGCUGCUGGCCCUGGUCCGGGAGCCCUUCAUCCUGCAGCGGCCCGCCGACACGGACCAGCCCCCCGAGUAGGCAAGGCCGGCCAGGG